AUGCAGGAAAGUGACAAAGUUGCGGCAUUAGCCUCGGUCGUCUGGCCGACUACUUCUGACUUGCCGAACCGACGAGAACACGCUUUCACCGCCUCCGCUUUGGCCGACGAGGCCAGCUUGAGACUCCCACCUUCUCUUCGCAACCACAACCACACCCACACCCUCACACCAACGCCAAACUCGUUCGACCGGCCUAACAAGGCUGAUGUCUACUCGAAUGGACUCUUUCUUUUAUCGCGGUUGCCAAGGCGAUGGGUGAGGCGGCCCGGUUAUAUGGUUGGUCAGAUGAGAAUAGAUGCCAAUAGAAAAUGUGUGUGUCAGCCACAAAGGCACAUGAACAGACGUCAUGAUGGGCCGUUGAAGGGACGAGAAGGUAUCGUCUCUGCCGGUCGGGCUCAAGCAUGGUCCGAGUGGUUUGUCUCCGCCGACGAGGUUGGUUCAAAGCGAAGGGGCGCCGUUCGCUUUUGUCGAAUUCAUGCCUCUGAAGACUGGGCGUCGUCCCUGCGGGCUCGAUGGGGCCCAACGGACCAAUGGGCUCGAAAGCUGGAGUGUCGAUGA
Molecule: messenger RNA, 558 nt
Organism: Protopolystoma xenopodis
Lineage: Eukaryota; Metazoa; Platyhelminthes; Monogenea; Polystomatidea; Polystomatidae
Source: the annotation of a GenBank genome assembly